AUGGAUGAUCUGAAUGACUUAAUUUGGGGUUCUGGUUCCAAUAAAUCUCAAAAUCAAAAAAAUAACAAUACUUCAUUAAAUGCAAUGCGAGGUAUACCAGCAACUCUACCGAAAAAUUCAGCAACACUUUCUACAUCACCAAUCAAAUCUACAACAUUUAAUUCAUCCAAUCAAAAUAAUUUCCUUUCUCAAGCUAUAAAUGUUAAUUCUCCUAAAAUUUAUUCUUCAAAUUAUUUAUAUAGUAAUAACAAUAAAUCACCAAGUAUUUCGCCAAGUUUAUCUUCAACUUCAAAUAAUAACAGCGUAGAAUCAUUAGAUGAUCUUUUGCCUUUUAAUAAGAAACCACCAAGUUUAUCAUUAGCGGAAAAACAAGGAAAAGGUUCAAGUGCGCGAGAGAAAACCGGAGAUAUAUAUGAUAUUUUGUCAAAAGAAAAUCCAUGUGAAAUUUCUGAAUCGAUAUAUCGAGAUUCUUCAAAUAAUCAAAUAAGUUCGCAAAAUGUUCCUCAUUUAAAACCCACGUCGAGGGAGAUUCAAUGGGAUUUGAAUUUAUUAUCUAAUGAUGAUACAACUAACAACAAGGCGCAAAACACGGUCUCUUCAACAACCGAUGAUUUAAUGGUUUUUGGAUUUGCUGAAAAACAAACUAAAUAUUCAUCACCUGCUUCCACUUUUAACGUUGAGGAGGAUGAUAAUCCUUUGGGAGAACUGGCAAAACCAAUUUCGGCAAAAAAGGAUGCGUCAUCACAUAAUAAAGAAAAGGAUUUAAGCAACAGUUCAAAACCAAGAAAUGAAUUUAAAGAUCAUUUGAUUGCACAAAUUGUUGACAUGGGGUUCUCGGCAGACGAAGCGGAAGCUGCAUUGGCUGCUACGGAUAAUGGUGAAGAUGUUUCAUCUGCAAUUGAAAUCCUUAUACAACAGUGUGAAACUAUAGAUAAAAUUCCUAGUAAUCAAGCCCCUAAAAGUGGAUCAAAUAAAUCACAACCAUAUGGCAUGGGUCGUCGAAGAUCAAACACUCUCGAUCAUCCCCAUCAAGGUCAAGAUGAUGAUGGUUAUAUUGGGAGAGGGCGCCUUCCAUCAAAAGCUCACACACUUAGUGUACCAAAGCGUAAUGUUUAUGGUGUUAGUAUUUCUGAUGGCGAAAGUAGCGAUCGUUCAUCAGCUUCAGUAUCAUCAAAUUUUUUACAACAAAAAGAAAAACUUAUCUCUACCGCUAGUGAAUUUGGAGCGAGUGCUCUUAAAAAAGCGAGCGCUUUCUAUAAACAAUCAAAAGAAGUAGUAAAUAAAGCAUUGGAAGAAUUGCAAGAUUCUGAAGAAGAUUUUAGUAGAAGACCUAGGUGGAUGCAAGAGAAUAAUUUUCAAUCUGAUGAUGAUUUUCCGGGAAAUAAGUUUGAACGGGUUGAAGAAAGAUUUCAAGAUAGUUUUGAUGACAGUAGCAGUGAUGAUGAUAUUGGUCGUCGUCCGGUAUCCGGAAGACAUCGAUUCGUUUCUGUUUCUUCAAACGCAAAAGAUAGCAGUGAAGAUGACCUACCCGCGCCUGGUCAAAAUAAAUUUAUCCCAGUAUCAUCAAGGCUUAGAGAUAGUAGUGAUGAUGAUGUACUAACAGAUCGAAAUAGAUUUGGUAUAGCAUCUUCCAAUCUUAGAGAAAGUAAUGAUGAUCGUUACCGUCCUUUCUAUCGUAGUGAAUUAAAGAAACCAUCGAAACCAAUUGUGCCUUCACGAUCCACAAAACCGGAUAUAAAUACAUCCGACUCGACUUAUAUCUCACCUGCCCGUCGACGACCAUUAUCAAAUAAUUUACAGUUACCUGUUCGCGAAUCUUCAUCGAUUCAUGUCGAAAAACCUUCAAAACCUCCAAGAUCCGUAGUUUUUGCUUCACCUGAGCAUUUGAACAAAUCUGAGAUUCAUAAAACAAAUGGAAAUGAACUUUUUAAACUUGGUCAAUUUGGUGAAGCUGAACAACUUUAUUCUUUGGCUAUUGAUUCUCUUCCAUCAAAACAUUUAUUACGUGCUAUUUUAUAUAAUAAUCGAGCAGCUGCUAAAUUAAAGAAUGGUGAUCAUCGUGGAUGCGCGGAAGAUUGCACUCUAUCACUUCGGUUAAUUGAUGAUUAUUCCUUACCACCUCCUCCCGGGGUUUCGAUUAAUUUGAAGGAUCAGUAUACAAAAGCAUUAUUUCGGAGAGCUUCUGCUUAUGAAAUCAUGGAAAAAUACGAAAAUGCAAGAGACGAUUAUCAAAAGUUGAUUAGCGCUGAUCCAAAUAGUGGUAAAAACGUGAGCGAUGGAUUGAGACGAUGUCAAAAAGCCAUUAAAAUAAUAAGUGGUGAAACAGGAAUCAAGGGAGAAAAUCACUCUCCCCCAAUAUUGUCAAAUAAGUCAUCAAAACAUUACGAAUUUAAUGAGUUCAUGCUCUCAGAUACUUCAAUAUCUACAGGUUUAGCACGAUCAGAAACUCAAAGUACAUUUGGAGCACCCCUAAAUGCAUUUGGAUUUAUCGAUCCUAUGGAAUCUAAUAAUUCAGCAACAUCUUCGACAUAUGUUGACCCUAAUAUUCCAGCUGUUGCUAAACUACGAGAUCAAACUCGACAACAAGAGCUCGAAGAUGCAGAAAAACUAAGAUUGAAAGAUCAAGUCGAUCAAAAGAUAUUGCAAUGGAAAGGAGGCAAAGAAACAAAUAUUAGAGCUUUAAUAAGUAGUCUUGAUAUUGUUUUAUGGGAUGGCGUUGGAUGGAAAACGAUAGGACUACACGAAUUGGUAACUCCUUCACAAGUUAAAGUUAGAUAUAUGAAAGCUAUUGCUAAAGUUCAUCCUGAUAAGUUAAGUUCAUUAACUACAAUAGAACAAAAGUUAUUGGCCAACGGUGUAUUUUCUACUUUAAAUGAUGCUUGGGAUGUUUUUAAGGUUCAAAAUCAUUUAUAA
This is a messenger RNA of Funneliformis caledonium, 2913 nucleotides long. The record is from the annotation of a GenBank genome assembly. Lineage: Eukaryota; Fungi; Glomeromycota; Glomeromycetes; Glomerales; Glomeraceae.